AGCUUUCGGAAAGAGGAAGGAAAUGUAGCUGAGCUUAAAAUGGUCGGCUAAAACCAAGUACGUGAGAAACAGCUAAGGAAAUUAUUUUCGGGGAUUUGUACGAAAUUCAAAAAACAAAAAUCGCAUUAGCCUUUAUCGUACAGUAUUUCUGCAUUCUUUGAUCAAACAAUGGACAUAGGAGCUGCCAAUAGAACGUGGACAGGAAUACAGUUGUUCAGUUAGAUAUGUUUUGGCUUUUUAGAUAGCCUGAGGAUCUUUGUAUUUUGUUUUUUAAUUAUUGUGAUACGUAAAUUUAUUGCAAAAAAAAAAAAGUGGAUAUCAGCCUCAGUUGGGAAGUCCCAGACAACUAGAGCGGAAUGGAAUCGUUUCAAACUCAGACGGACCGAGCCUUGUUGCCGAGGAACAUGAUUGAAAACAGCAUGUUUGAGGAAGAGCCAGAUGUGGUGGACCUGGCCAAAGAGCCUCCUCUUUACCAACUGGACCCUGAUGAUGCUGUCUAUGAGCCUCGGAGCUCCAGGCUGCUGGUGCGAGGACUGGGGGAGAAUGAGCUGGAGGAAGAGGAAGAAGAUUAUGAAUCUUCAGCACGCCUGCUGGGGAUGUCAUUCAUGAACAGGAGCUCCAGCCUGCGCACCAAUGCGUCUCUAUAUAACCGGGAGGACCCCAGUGGAACGUGCACCAUGCCCUCCCUUAGGACUGUGGUCCUUGGAGCUUUUGUAGUGGUGGUAGUUGCUUGUGUUGCCAUGGUCAUUUAUUUUCUGCCAAAGUGCACCUUUACCAAGGAAGGCUGCCACAAAGCUAAUCACUCCAUGGAACUUAUCUACCCCAUAUCUUCUGAUGGGCAGCUUUUCCCAUGGACGGAAAUAAAACUGCCUAAAAAUGUGAAACCUAUCCACUAUGAUCUCUCACUCCACCCUAAUUUAACCACAAAUCAGUUCGAAGGAAAUGUUUCCAUUCUGGUCAAAGUCCUGGAAGACACAAAGAAUAUUGUGAUUCACAGCUCGGAACUAAACAUCAGCAAGGUUACCUUUGCACGUUUAGGAGAAAAUCAGUCCAAUGCCACAAAACACCUGGAGUACCGUCCCUGGCAACAGAUUGCUAUUCAGGCCCCUGAACAUUUUCAGAAAGGGCAAAGUUACAUCUUAACGUUGGAGUAUACUGCAUAUCUCUCAGGCAACUACUAUGGCUUUUACAACAGCUCCUAUGAAAAUACGAAAGGCGAGAAAUGGUUUCUGGCUGCGACUCAGUUUGAACCUUUAGCUGCUCGAAAGGCUUUCCCAUGCUUUGAUGAACCUGCAUUUAAGGCUUCUUUCUUAAUUAAGAUAAGGAGGGAGGCUGAAUACAUCUGUCUUUCCAAUAUGCCAAAGAGCAGUACUACUGUCUUGCCUAAUGGAAUUCACGAAGAUGUUUUUGAAAAUAGUGUGAAUAUGAGCACGUACCUGGUAGCUUUUAUUGUAUCUAACUUCCAGAACAUUAGCAUGAAUGCAAAUGGUACCUUGGUUUCUGUGUACACUGUUCCAGAAAAGCUGGACCAAGCCAGCUAUGCACUUGAAACUGCAGUUAAGCUGCUGACGUUUUAUAACAAGUUUUUCCAAAAAGAAUAUCCAUUGAAAAAAUUAGAUCUGGUUGCCAUUCCUGACUUCCUGGCAGGAGCCAUGGAGAACUGGGGAUUGAUCACAUUCAGAGAGAAUACCCUAUUGCUUGACAAUAAUUCUUCGAUUUUAGACAAACAGUUGGUCACAACAGUUAUAGCACAUGAGCUUGCACACCAGUGGUUUGGUAACCUAGUUACCAUGUAUUGGUGGAACGACCUUUGGCUAAAUGAAGGCUUUGCAACGUACAUGGAGUACACAUCAAUAGCAAAAACCUUUCCAGAACUUGAAAUUGAGGAUGAAUUCUUAAUCACACGCUUUAAAGCCAUGGCCCAAGACUCAUUAAAUUCUUCUCACGCCAUAUCUACCAAUGUGACGGCUCCAGAGCAGAUUGAAGAAAUGUUUGAUUCGGUGUCGUACGAAAAGGGGGCUUCCAUAUUGCUGAUGCUGAAUUCCAUCUUGACUGAAGAGAAGUUCCAGGAUGGAGUUGUUGAUUAUCUGAAACAGUACAGUUAUGGGAACACAAAAAACCAGGACUUGUGGAACAGAAUUAGCAAGUCUGCAAAGGCAAAUUUCAGUGUUACUGACAUGAUGAACACGUGGACACUCCAGAAAGGGUUUCCUUUGGUAAAUGUGACGAGGAAUGGCAAAGAUGUGAAACUUACUCAAGAACACUUUCUCCUCACAGUGGAUUCUGAGAACGCAACACAGCAGUCCAGCUACCAGUGGCAUAUUCCACUGACAUAUGUCAAUGACAGUUGUAGUAAUUCUUCAUCCUGCAAACAAGUUUUUGUGAUGAAGGAUAAAUUCGCAACACUUACACUCCCUGCAAAUGUGGCAUGGUUAAAGUUUAACUUCAAGAAUGAAGGAUUCUACAUUGUGGAUUAUGGCGUAGAAGGUUGGGAGGCCUUAAUCAAGAUGCUGAAAGAAACUCAUGAAGCUCUGACCUACCAGGACCGAGCCUGCCUGGUCAACAACAUAUUUGCACUUUCAAGGCUAGGGCGGGUAUCCUUCAGGCAGGUUCUGAAUCUUAUUGCCUAUCUUGGAAAGGAGAAGGAAACGGCUCCUGUGACAGAAGCCUUGUCACAGCUCAAUCGCAUCUACAGGUUGUUGGAUAAAAGAGGUUUGUGGGCGUUAGCUGGAAGGAUGAAGGGUCGGAUUCUGAAGCUUUUUGGAAGUUUGAUACGUAGCCAAACAUGGGACGAAGAGGGAUCUGUCUCUGAACGAAUGCUGAGGUCUUCCUUGCUUGAAACUGCCUGCCAUUAUCAAGAGGCAAAAUGCAUUGAAAAUGCACAAGCCCUGUUCAGGAACUGGACACAAUCUAACGGAACUAUGAGAAUACCUGGGGAUCUCAUGAAAACGGUCUUUACAGUUGGUGCUCAGUCGGAGAAAGGCUGGGAAUUCUUAAAUUCAGCUUAUCACCUUUCCAUGUUUGAGGCAGAGAAGCACACAAUUCUGGAAUCCCUGGCAAGCACACAAGACGUCAGGAAGAUAGUAUGGUUGCUACAGGCCAGCCUAAGGGGUAGUGAUAUUCAAACGCAGGAAUUUCCUCUCAUCCUCAGUGAAGUCUGCAAGAGCUAUGCAGGGCAUCUGUAUGCCUGGGACUUUGUCAAAGAAAACUGGGAUAAAAUCUUAGAAAAGUUUUCACUUGGAUCCUUUGCUAUCCAGAGCAUCGUCCAUACAGCAACAUACCAGUUUUCAACCAAAACAAGGCUUUUGGAGGUGAUGAAUUUUCUCGUAUCACUAAAGGACAAGGGAUCACAAAUGAGAAGUGUCCAGGAAGCAAUUGAAACAAUCAAACUCAACAUCCAGUGGAUGGACAGGAACUUAGACAUUCUUGAUCAGGAGCUUUAAGCUGGUGGCAGGAACUCAUGGUAGUUUCCCUCUCUGCUUUUUUUCCCCCUCUGAUCCCUUUUGCUGGUGCUGUCUCCCUGUCCUUGCAGAGCCUUUUUUCUGCAACAACGUUGUUUGCACUAUUAGGAGUUCUAGCUAGCUCAGGGCCACUCAGUUCAAGUUUUUAUUGUACAUUAGGUUAGAACUUUCUUUUCAAUGUUGGUGUUUUCAGCUACAGACCAAAUGUUUAAAUUGUGCUAGUUGUUACUUUGCCCCAAACAGAACCACCAGGUUAUACCAAAACUGAAUACUGUUCAAGUGCAGCAGUAACAGCUUACUGUACCGCCGAUUACUGCGGUAUUGAUUACACUCCCAUUAUAUUGCAGUUAUAGUGCAACACUGUUUUCAAUUACUAUUCAAUACUUAGUACUAUAAUAGAUUAAGGGGCUUUAUGUUUCAGGCAAUUACAAGUUGAUUCUGAAAAGUGGACACGACACUUUUCCACAGUCUUUGGCUGAAUUGGUUUCUUAGACUGGUCAACAUACAGUUUGUGAUUCAAGGUAGUGUAGACUUUGCAAGUUUGUAAUUAUACUGUACAUACCACUGCAUUGCUUGUGACUAUUUUAACAUUCUUCUUAAAAGAAGGUAGUAUACAGUAGGUUUGGAUUGUUCUGUUUCUUCAGAAGAGUGUGUAUUUGGGCACAUGUUCUGAAGAAAAAGGUAAAGCUCUUGACAGGAAUGUAUUAAACUACUAGGCUUGAAUUCAGUGUGCUCAGCACUCCGUUUUUUAUGACAUUUUGCCUGUUCUUGCUACAGUGUAUGCGUUUUUGUACAUAUGCAACAUAAUUUUAUUUUUAAAACAUACAGAUAUUCUAUAAAGAAAAGAGCCAUUACAAAAUGAAUGUAUUUUUUUGUUCGGUAAUUACGAGCGGCUAAGCAUGGUGUAGUUAUGCUUUGAUUUUAAAAGUUUCAGUUAUAUUUUGGAUUCAAAAUUAUGAAACUGUCUUUUUCCCAUCAAGCUGUUUUUCCUUAAAAAAUGUUUUUUUUUGUCUAAAAGACAGAAUAUUUGAAAUGUUGGGUACGCCAGUGAUUAUAUUUACUUUUUAACUAUUUAGUUUUAUUUUAUUUUAGCUUAAAAAAAAUCUUUGACUGCAUAACAUGAGAUCCCUUUUGAACACAGAUUUUAUUGAAAAGAUGUUGUGUUUGUGUACCAAUGUUCUGUGUUCAACAGUUGUAAUGAAGCAUAAGAAAUGCAUACUUGACAAACCUAGCACCUAAAGGUGAAUGUGUUUUUGAAAUUGAAUGCAUCUAUGCUGGCACGUUGAUGUUUAAUGUGAUGUCACACGAUCAACGGACUAAUUUUGAAUCUUGUUUUUUGUUGUUACAUGCAUACAGUACCAAACUUCUUUUUUUCUCACGGAUUAUUAGUAGUAUGAAAAAAGUGUUCAUUGCAAAUGUAGUGAAGGUGAACUGUAAAUUUUACAAUCAAUGUAAAAAAAUGUCUUAGGGAGUGGUAUCUGUUGAAACUUUAAAUAUUUUACUGAAAUCUAUCACGCAAGGAAAGUUAGAAGGAAACAAAUGUGAGCUGUCAGAUCUGAAAAUUAAUCAUUUGAGCAUAACCUUCCCAUUUACUUGUAAUAAACAUUUUUUUAUAAAGCACUUGAGAGCAAAUUAAACUGUUAGAUACAUUUUCACAUGCAUGAACACAAGCACAAGCCUAUUUUUGUUAAAUUAAACUGACUUAAACUAAGACUAAGUUCAGGUUAUUUUCAUCAACAACAGAAAGGUAUAGUAUAGUUGGAUAAUCAAAUAAGUUUUAUGUUUUAAUUCGAAGCUUUUGAGUAUCCACAAAAACAAUUUUUGUGCAUAAAGUCUCAACUUGGCAAGGUCAGGUCAUGCAAUUCAAAGAUAGUUCUCCAUUGGCCUGUCCAAUUACUUUAUAAAAAGGAAAACAAUACUGUGGCAGAAGACAUUUUAUUAAUACAUUUAGAUGUACAGUUCAUUUUGUUAGUAAUAAUCUGAGCUCUUUAGAUUAGUUAGUGACACAUUAACAUGGAUCUUUGGUACGGUAAAUAAGAUAUAGUUGAAUUUUUCUUUGGACAUAUUCUUAUUCUGACAAGAUUAUCUGUCUGUAUGUAUAGACAGCAUUCUUUUCUUCCAUUGGUAGAUAUUGAUGGCUAGGUUUUGAUUUUAAAGAAAAAUAAUACAUUUGACCAUUAUUUUUAUCUAGUUUUAUAGACCAUUGCAAAGGGCUCAAGUUUAGGAAGGAUUGCUUUUUGUUGUGUAGAGUUGUUAAUACUAGAAGGGUAAGCUGAAUUUUAGAUUCUGGGACAUCUACUACUGUAUAUCUGGGACUUGUAUAGACUGUUUAGUGGUUAUGUUUAGAUUAUUUCAUUUAUUAGUGCUGGUGUUCCAUGUACUACCUGUGCUAUCUUAGCUUAGCAUUUCAUGCUUUGCUUUCUGCUCAUAAGGUACAGUUAGUACCUUUUUAAAGCUGUAAUGCUCAGGGGUCCAAAUUAAAAAAAAAAGGACAUUUUGAAUUUCCUUUCCUGCCAUAGUGAACAGUCAUUUGAGCAAUGGAAAGGGGAAUCACAGCACAUUUCUGGAGACAAUCUAUUUUAGUUUUACAGAUGUGGAAGUGUUCUGAAAUGAUCAUAGUCUAAUUAUAAUUUUAAAUAUUUAUUUUGCAUUGUAAAAUUAGUUCAGAGACAAUCGGCCAUAUAAAUGCACAGAGGCCCAUUGGAAGAUGUGGAUUGGGCUGUUCUAAUGUGGUUUAUUAUUUUGCAUUUUGCAAGGUCUGUCUUAUUCCUGUGCCUGGUCAAACAAGGUGUAGAGUUACACAUGUAGGCAGAAUGGGGAUAGUCAAACGAGCUUUACUCAUUCAUGUUACACUCAAGUUAUUUUAGUGACUAGCAUUGUGGUAUUAUUGCAAGCUGUGUUAAUUGUGUAGAUGUAUACUCUUAGAACAAGUAUACGUAGAUGACCUAUUGACAUUCAAAAACUAAAAUAAAAUAGAGAUAUUUUGCUGUUUAGAAAUUGGUGAUAUAGUUGGUUGAAUGGGUGUAAAUAUGGUACUGUAACACAGACAUUGGAUCUUCAUUGGCAGCAGGCGUUAUUUAACAAUUAUAAAGAAAACCAUGCCCACCAGGGAUCACAGGUUAAACGUGCAAACCCUUUAUAUAAAUCGAUAAUUGAAUACAAAAAAAAAAUUGUAAUUUGUGAUAUAACUAAAAAGAUUUGUGACAUCACUUUUUCAGGUCCUGAUUUAGUGCAAAGUCUCACAAAAAUGUCACCAAUCAAUUGUAUAGUCUUGUAGAAAAUGUUGGAUGUGUUUCAUUGCUUAUCUGUCUUGUCUGCAAAGAAAGCCACAAGGAUUGAUAAGGUUAUGGUUGUGUGACAAAUUAAUUUGCAGUUGGAGGUUGCUAUGAAUGAGACUUUUCUGGACAGGAGGCAAACAUAGGGGUGGAUUCAUUUAAUUGUGCACAGGACUACCAGCUCUAAACAUUUUUCUCACUGAAAUACUUACCUUUAAUUUGCUUUAGGUAAAUAAAAGAUCAUUUGAAUAGCUAAGAGACUGAUUUCAGUGAAUGUAUUCUCUGCAGAAAUAAAAACAAACAUAGCUGUUGCUCAAUUUCACAGGUGUAUAACCUCUUAGCAAUUUAAAUCACAGUCUCUCAAGACACAAAAGACUAAUUUAUCCUCUUAAAGGGAAACUGCACCUCUUUUUUUGUACUUCAUGGUUAGAAAGAUUAGGCAAAAAGUGCAUUUCAAAUCUCAAUAGAAGUAAAAUGUACACAGUAACUUGUAAGACCUCCGAUUUACAUUAAAAAA
This is a messenger RNA of Lepisosteus oculatus (spotted gar), 7253 nucleotides long. RefSeq names its product leucyl/cystinyl aminopeptidase (gene lnpep). Gene Ontology annotation, cellular component: cytoplasm; plasma membrane. The record is from RefSeq and is a predicted model, not a curated record. Lineage: Eukaryota; Metazoa; Chordata; Actinopteri; Semionotiformes; Lepisosteidae. Gene Ontology annotation, molecular function: peptide binding; metalloaminopeptidase activity; zinc ion binding. Gene Ontology annotation, biological process: regulation of blood pressure; peptide catabolic process; signal transduction.